GUGGCUCGGACGUUCCGUUGAAGGGAAGUUUGAAUGCUGCGCAAUGCAUGCAGCAGCACCAGCAGCAGAAGCAGCAGCAGAAGCAGCAGCAGAAGCAGCAGCAGCAGCAAGAGUAG
Molecule: messenger RNA, 116 nt
Organism: Eimeria tenella
Lineage: Eukaryota; Apicomplexa; Conoidasida; Eucoccidiorida; Eimeriidae
Exons: 1
Source: RefSeq, a predicted model, not a curated record